This is a messenger RNA of Closterium sp. Naga37s-1, 843 nucleotides long. NCBI's taxonomy places the organism in Eukaryota, Viridiplantae, Streptophyta, Zygnematophyceae, Desmidiales, Closteriaceae. The record is from the annotation of a GenBank genome assembly.
AUGAAGGCGCGCCUAGCAGGCGGUCGCUUCCGAUCGCUCAACGAGACGUUCUACACGUCGGAUGGGGACAAGACGGCGUUACCACAAGGGCUACCGGGAGGUGGUGCGCCUUUUUCCAUUCCAUCCCAUUCCAUCCCAUUCCAUCACAUUCCAUCCCAUUCCAUCCCAUUCCAUCCCAUUCCAUCCCAUCCCAUCCCAUUCCAUCCCAUUCCAUCCCAUCCCAUCCCAUUCCAUCCCAUUCCAUCCCAUUCCACCCCCUCCCCAUCCCACCCCACCACAUUCCACCCCAUCCCACCUCAUCCAUGCACACAUGAACAGUACCACGAAGGCUAUCGGGAGCAGGUGGCGUCCUGGCCAAUCAACCCUCUCCACGUCAUCAUUGACUGGAUCCGCCAGUGCCCAGCCACCCUCACAGUGGCCGACUUCGGCUGCGGCGAGGCCAAGCUAGCAGCCAGCGUGCCCAACAAGGUGAUCUCCUUAGACCUGGUGGCUGCUGCUCCCCAUGUGAUCGCAUGCAACAUGGCUCAUACUCCCCUACAAGAUUCGUCAGUCAACAUCGCAGUCUUCUGCCUCUCGCUCAUGGGAGCAGACUACCCUUCCUUCCUCUCUGAAUCCCACCGCGUGUUGCAGCCUGGGGGCUCUCUCAUUAUUGCGGAGGUCAGGAGCCGGUUCGACCCCACCACAGGAGGGGCAGAGUUGAAAGACUUUCUCGCUGCACUCAAACACCUAGGGUUCCGCCUCGUUACCAAGGAUUUGAGCAACAAGAUGUUUCUCCUCCUCUUCCUUGAGAAGGUGCAGGCGGAGGUGAGUGACAGGAAAGGAAUUUACUCAAGUGACAGGUAA